AUGGCCGCCACAAAAGAGCCCACUGAUGAUAUCCCACGAAGUCCCCAAACGGACGACGAGGUAGCCAUUGGCACCAUUAUGGAGCGUACCUGGGGUCUCAAUGCUCGGGUCGACCCUACUGUCACCUUUGAGGAAUAUACAUACUGGGCUUUUAUGGAGCGUCUGGAUGAAGAGAAGAGAAAUCGUACAUACAAAGACAAAAUUGGCCCGCUGACUCUAGGCAAGGUCAUAAAGGGGCGUUUUUCACAUGGGAUUCACCACGAGGAGAGAAAAGAGCGAGAGACAGCCACGAAACCUGACACUUUGGCAGGUGGUAACGACGAAGGAAAUGCAGACAGGACAGGUACAGGUAUCCUCCGGGGUGAUGUUCCCGCUGUGUUUGAGGAAGACUGGAAGACCGCGGCCAGGGCAUUGAAAACAACAAGCUGGGGGACCAUAUUUUUUUUGAUCACUACCGAUAUUCUUGGUUGGGCCAGUUGUCCAUACGCAUUUUCCACAGUUGGCUAUGGCCCAGGUGUGGCUCUUUAUUUCAUCUUCUCCAUUGCCGCUGCAGCGAGUGGUUACAUCUUGUGGCGUGUUUACUUAAGUCUGGACUCAGUGCGAUAUCCGAUCCUUAGUUAUGGGGACGUUUUCUUUCGCAUCUUUGGCACUAAGUCACGCCAUUUCAUCAACGUGACACAGGCGUGCCAGCAGUUUUUGACCGUGGCGGUUCUGAUUCUUCAAAGUGGUCAGAUCAUCGGCCAACUUUCGGGAGGAAUUAUUUGUUAUUUUGCCUGUUUCGCCAUUUUUGCAGCUGUUGGUAUUGUUGGAGGAAUGAUGCGUGGAUUGCAACAUGUUGGAUGGCUAGCGAAUGGGGCCGUUUGGAUGAACAUCACCAGUUUCAUCAUUGUCAUGGUAGCAGCGGCCCAUUUCCCAGUCAAUUAUCAAGCUACGACACUCAGUACCCGCAUUCAUAAUAUUGGGCCUAUCAGGACUUUUGCUAGCCCGCCACCUGCAGAAUACCAGCCGGCAGCAGUCGGAUUUUCUGGACAGCUCAAUGGUAUUAACCAGAUGGUUUACAGCUGGGGCGGUGCUUUGCUCUUUAUAGCCUUUUUGGCUGAGAUGCGACAUCCAAUGGACUUCUGGAAAGGAUUGCUAUGCGCACAACUUUUCAUCUGUUUUGUCUACAUUUUCUUCGGUGUUUUUGUCUAUUCUUUCUAUGGUCAGUAUUCUGCCCAAGUUAUAACUACCGCAGUGCAACCCUUCGCCUUACAGACUGUUGGAAAUGUAUUCACUCUUGUGACUACUGCUAUCUCGUCCACUAUGUACUUCAACGUAGGUAUGAAAACUGUGUAUAUGGAGGUUUUUCAAGAAGUAUUCAAUUUCCCGACUAUCACCACCCGAAGAGGCCGCUGGAUGUGGUAUAUUCUGGGUCCCAUAUACUGGAUUCUUGCCUUGGUUGUUGCGGCUUCCGUUCCCAAUCUGAAUGGUAUUUCAGGGCUCGUCAGCGCCCUCUUGAUUCUCAAUUUCACCUUCACCUUCCCCGCCAUUCUAUACGUUGGCUACAACUGCCAACUUGGAGCACGGCUUCUCGGGGAAGGGUUCGACGCCAGGACCAGGGUGACCACUAGGUAUGACAGAGGCUGGAAACGGUGGGCUCGUGGAUACAUGAAAAACUGGCAGCUCAAUAUCCCUAGCACUUUUUACUUUUUGGGAGGCCUUGCUCUUUCUGGAAUGGGUUGCUGGGCAGCAAUAGAGUCUUUGAUCGUCUUCUUCAGCGGCACAUCUUCUAUUGCGACAUCUUGGGGAUGCGCUGUGCCG
Molecule: messenger RNA, 1800 nt
Organism: Penicillium pulvis
Lineage: Eukaryota; Fungi; Ascomycota; Eurotiomycetes; Eurotiales; Aspergillaceae
Exons: 6
Biological process (GO): amino acid transmembrane transport
Cellular component (GO): vacuolar membrane
Molecular function (GO): amino acid transmembrane transporter activity
Source: RefSeq, a predicted model, not a curated record